AUGGAAAAAUAUCAUGCUUUUCACGAGGAAGAUAUUUCCAGUUUCGAUCUCCCUUCUACGCACCGAUUGCCCACUGUGUCUGCAGCUCAAGUGCUAGAAGACUUGGACGAUGAUCUUUCAAGGCACAUCUCUACGGGAAUCAAGCGGUUAGAUGAGGCCCUCAACUCUGACGAUUCUGUUGACACAUCUGGGUCAAAACGCUCUGGGGGUAUCCUGAGAGGCCAAGUUACCGAGGUUUGGGGACCUCCGGGAACUGGCAAGACAGCACUAGGCAUCCAACUCGUAGCAAGCGCACUGCGCGAGGGCCAAGGUGCCGUCUGGAUUGCGCCUAUUCGCUCUGCGGGCAAAGACUUGCAGCGUCUUCCUCACCUAGUUGCACUGCUAUGUAGGCCUGCGGCCGCAACGAUACCAACAAGUACGGCCCUGGUCGUCAUCGACUCGUUAUCAGCACUCGUGAAUCACGCCUUUCCCAAGGCACCGGACGGGCCCAGUCUGUCAGCGAAGCGAUUGCAAGCCUUGCAGUACAUUGUCGGCGCACUCCAGAAGCUGGCAGCGACGAGAAACUGCGCCGUGGUGGUCUUGUCCCAAUGCGCGACCAAGAUGCAGUCGGAGCGGAGUCCAACCCUGAUUCCUUCCAUUAAUGCUGGAGUUUGGGAGCAAGGGGUGUCAACGCGAGUGGUCCUAUUCAAAGACUGGGUCUGGAAGGACGGCAGCCCGUCGAGCGUGAGCUUCGCCGGUGUGCAGAAGCUAGACGGCAAGGCUGAGCCGGACACGAUGCAGAGCGCAGCGGCGUUCAGAGUUGAAGCGGCGGGCCUGAUUGGCGUGCACUACGACACUAGCCAGCCAUCGAUUUUGCUGUCUCGAAGCCCACGAACGAAGCGCAAGCUAGCAGAGGCAGGGCUGGAAGUGCCGGACAGCGAAGAUGACGAGGAGUACGGAUGGGAGCGGGAGGACGAUGCGGCACUUCCCGGGAUGCCGCCGCAAUGGCAAGGCAGCGAAGAUUUACUCCUGGGGACGCAGGCCGAAAGCGACGACGAGGACGGCGACGGAAGCGGCGGCGAUGAUGGUGACAAGGACGACGAGGCAGAAGAUGUGGAGGAUCAGAACGGCCAAUGGCCGAGAUAA
This is a messenger RNA of Colletotrichum gloeosporioides, 1125 nucleotides long. RefSeq lists its product as uncharacterized. The record is from RefSeq and is a predicted model, not a curated record. NCBI's taxonomy places the organism in Eukaryota, Fungi, Ascomycota, Sordariomycetes, Glomerellales, Glomerellaceae. Bases 1 to 1125 code for a protein of 374 amino acids. Gene Ontology annotation, cellular component: replication fork; Rad51B-Rad51C-Rad51D-XRCC2 complex; Rad51C-XRCC3 complex. Gene Ontology annotation, molecular function: four-way junction DNA binding; crossover junction DNA endonuclease activity; ATP-dependent DNA damage sensor activity. The transcript has 7 exons. Gene Ontology annotation, biological process: DNA repair; reciprocal meiotic recombination; meiotic DNA recombinase assembly.